GCACAUGACUGUCAGGUGGUGUGGGUCACGUGAGCAUAGAGUUCCGGAAAAGUCUAAACGAAAAUGGCAGGUUCGAGGAGCUGCACUCGGUUAAUGGGUGUUUGUAUUCUACUUUUCGCCCCUUUUUUCGCCUUGGGGAGCGCCACGUCUCAAGUGCCUUUUCUUAUGUGGUCCAGUGAACGCUUGCCACCACUGGCCUCACCUGCAGCUGGUCAUAUAGCAUCUUAUGAGCAGCUGAGUGCCUACCUCACCUCUGCCUUCAGCUCUGGCUCCCACACUGUGCUGCUGUUCUUGCAGGACAAGUUAAGCAAAGAUGACUUCACAGUCUUUGGUGGAGUAUUUGGGAACAAGGAGGAUAGUGCUUUUAAAAACAUUGAGGAUGCAAUGCAGUCUUCUACCUCAAAAGUGACACUGCCUGCCUUGGAGUGGUCUGGUUCCUUUAACAUGGCAGCUCUGCUGCAGGAGAAGCUCGGUGUUUCGCCUGUGCUCGUCGAUGCAGACUCUCUCUCACAUCUGAGUAUCAAAACAUCUGUCAGCAACCUCCUGCUCAUCAAUCUUCCUUAUUGUAGCAGCUUACAGAAGUCAUGCAAGGAAGUCCUGCAUGAGAAUGAUGAAAUUAUUGGAAAAGUUCUGAGUUCAAUGAAAGCAAAAAACAUCCCAUACACUGCAAUAUACACAGGAUUCCAGCCAUCACGAAUGAUUUCAGAAACCCCAAUUUCUGAUCAGUCAGUGGGUCGGUCCUUGCUACAAGCAGUUGAACCUGAAGUUAAGCCUCCCAUCAUGUUUAAUGUAUCUGGUGGUCCCUGCAUAAUGCUGUGGGCUCAAAAAUCUCACUGUCAAACUGGGUCCGAGCUCACCAUGGACCGACCUUGCUCAGCAAACACCUACCUUGGGUGGAUCACUGUGCUUGUGCUUACUUACCAAUCAGGCUUUACAUUAAGUUUUUCAAUGAGCAAGCGUUUCUAUUCUGUCUCUGCACGAGAAUGGUUCUCCCUGGAUGCAGUUGAGCUGCAGUACUUUAACCUCAGUGCAUCUUACAUCGCAAGCCGUGACAUCUAUGCUCCUGCAGAGUAUUCCUUUCAUUGCCAGUCUGUCGCCAACUUCGGAGAUGCCCUGCUCCGCACAAACACAACAGACACAAAUUCAUCUGAAUGGAGGCUAAAUUUUGUCGACUUCCAGAUUCAGGGCUUUGGGUUGUCCGACAGCACAAACUUCUCCUAUGCCAGUGACUGUGCAAGCUUCUUCACCCCAGCAAUUUGGAUGGGACUGGUGACUGUGCUCCUUACGCUGCUAAUUUUAGUGUACGGUCUGCACAUGAUCAUGCAGAUUAACACCAUGGAUCGGUUCGAUGACCCCAAAGGCCCAUCAAUUUCAGUGCCUCAGUCAGAGUAAAUCACUCCCCCCCCCCCCCCCCAAAAAAAAUGUAAGAACAUCCACUCCUCAGUUUUUGAGUGCCCCUUUGUUGAUCAAAGAAAGUAUCCCUUUGCCUUCUAGCUUUUGUGUUUUUGGGUCUUUUUCUUUAAUGUAUGUUUCUUUUGAGUCCUUCCACAGUUAUUUUGGCACAUUCCACGUCAUCUUGCCAUAUUUUACAGGUUCCAGAGUGUAUUUUUUAUGAGUAUUAUUUUAGAGCGUGUGCCAGAUACAGCUGAUAUUUUUACUAAAAUAAUUUGCACACAUAUCAUGGAAUGACUUUCUUGCCAACACGAAUGUGAUCGCUGAAUGCUGUAGGACCGUUUCAGACCUCAGUUCUUAAUUUGUUUUGUUUUUUUUAUUUCCCCGGCCUAACUGUAAUUUAAAAACUACUGUUAAUGAAAGAAGUGCCUGUGUGUAUAUACAUGAUCAUUUGUGAUGUGUUGUGUAGUGCUGCUGUUUUUCCCAAUAACAUACCUUGGAUUCAGUUCUGUUGCCAGUCGUCAUGGCUUAAAUGGCAACACUGAUAUCCAAUGUUUUCUUGGCAAGUAAUUUAUUUGUAUAAAAGGACUUCAUUUGCCUUUAAAGUUUACCCUUUGCUUCUGGGUUAUCAGCUAUUUUAAUAACAGUGCCUUGUUUUCAGAAAAUAUUGACAUGCAUUUGCAAUGAAGUGCAAUAUGCUUUGUUUAAGUGCAAAUAAAUGUAUAAAUUCCAAAGUAAUUCUUAAGUUGUGGGCCCCUCAGUUGCAGUUGUUUUAUUUAAUUAUUUUGAGGUCACAUAUAGGCUGAAAAGAUCCCAACAAACUAAAUGUGGGGUAAAGCGGAUGUUUGUGUUCGACAGGAUGGGCAUCGCUACUUAAGUGGGGAAGCGUCUUGAAAUUUAGAUAUGCAAAUUCAGCAAACUACAGAGGUUCAGUGUUUUGCAUAAAUCGCUGGGAUGAAAAAAUGCUGUGUAUUAACUGAGUGCAGUUUUCCCAACUCUUGAUCAAGCAUAAAUACAAGCUGUCAGCCACGCAUAAUGUAAAUUAAAGUCUAUCGAAAUGUGGGAGCUUUAAUAAAGUUUACCAUUCAACGUUGAACAGGAUAUGCUGCUCGGUUUCCAUAGUUACAGCAAGCAGAAACACUACGACGGUCACAGGUGUCGGGCAACUAGCAAGUGGCUAGCAGUAUUUUUUCCUCCUACUUGGGUUUUCGUUACGUUACCAAACGUUUGCUUCAACGAUGCUGACCGCUCCUGCUCAGAGAGUGUGUUUUGGGAGCUCAGUGGAGAGGAGGCUGUUUCCUCUCCAUUACGCGCCAGACCGGCUGGGGAACCAAAUGCCACAACAGGGACCGCCACAUGUCGGCCCGGGAAGCCAUGACAACCACGAGUUUGGCACCAUACUUUAUGACAUACAGAAGACACCUGGGAGUAAGAAAGGAUAUAGUCUCUCUGCAAGGACUGCUGUGCGUUUUCCGCCUUGUAACAAGGCAGUGACCCCUUCACCGUGGCAGUACCAGCAGGAUCAAAGUGGUUCUAGGGUCUCUCCUCCUGGCAAAAUACCUUUCAACUCAACAGCACAGAGGUUCAAAAGCACACCGUGUACAUCUGAGAGGAGUCCAGGCCCUGGGACGUAUGCCCACGACGGAGUGACAAACAGGAAAGUGAGCUGGCCCAUGUGCUUUGGGAGACCGGACUGGUCCAGCCUGCCUCAAAUAUGCAAGAAGUCACUCAGGGUGAAGCUUGCCAGUGAAAAGGAGUACAUUAAACAGAGGAACAGAGUGGCCUACCUGAGUUUGUAUUAUUAACCCUGAAGGUCAUACAUGGAAACCUAUCGUGACACUGGCGAAGAAGAUGUUGGUUUUUUUGUUCUUUUUUUAUCUUUCCCCUCAAAAUAUAAAGAAAAUAUGAACAUG
Molecule: messenger RNA, 3305 nt
Organism: Oreochromis niloticus (Nile tilapia)
Lineage: Eukaryota; Metazoa; Chordata; Actinopteri; Cichliformes; Cichlidae
Product: V-type proton ATPase subunit S1
Exons: 14
Coding region: 64-1392 (442 amino acids)
Cellular component (GO): proton-transporting V-type ATPase complex
Molecular function (GO): ATPase activator activity
Source: RefSeq, a predicted model, not a curated record